Messenger RNA from Bicyclus anynana (squinting bush brown), 515 nucleotides. RefSeq lists its product as uncharacterized. NCBI's taxonomy places the organism in Eukaryota, Metazoa, Arthropoda, Insecta, Lepidoptera, Nymphalidae. The coding region runs from base 119 to 433 and encodes 104 amino acids. Gene Ontology annotation, cellular component: mitochondrion. The record is from RefSeq and is a predicted model, not a curated record. The transcript has a single exon.
AGUCAAACGAAAUUGACAAAGACAAACUGUGAAUGUGAUUGUGAUUUGUGAAUUGUCACUCAAUUUGUUGUGUAAUAAAUAUUAAACAUACCUAGAAAAAAAUCAAUAAAACACAAAAAUGCUAUCAAGAUCUGCGUUACGGAAGAAUGGUAUAAAAACUCUAGUUAGAUUAUACAGCGAGGGUACUGGACAAAACCAGGGAAUGUCUUCUACCUCGCCGCCACCAGCAUCUGCAAAAGUGAACGCUAACGUACCAGGUCUUAGCAGUGCUGUAAUACAUCCAGCAUCUGAGCCAUUGGGCCCUGGAGUAGACCUUCAGAAGUCGGGGCCGUACAAAGUGCCCGAGUAUUUCUGUUACGACAACAUGAGCUAUUUCGAAGCUGAAAUUGAAAUGUCAAAGUUUAGGCUGCCACAGCCCUCUUCACUCAAGUAGUAGACUAAAAAAAUGGUUGUUUAUUUAGAAUUAAUACAUAUAGUUAUCAAAUUGUUUAAUAAAUUAUUAUAAUCCUUAACAA